AUGUUAUACAUAGAGCAGUGGUGGAACACGUUCAUAUUCCGCGCAGGCAAAGGAAAAGAGAUCAGCGUGGAUGACUUUGUUUUGAUCCUGUUGGCUGAUUAUAAGAAAGACAAGACAGGCUUUAAAGAUAGCACGCAAAAGUGUUUCGAAAAGGUUUUCGACGUCAUAGACAUGGAUAAGGGCCGCACGAUUGAUCUCGACGAAUUUGUGUUUGCUAUCAGAGCGUUUGGUCACGAGAACGGGGCUGUCCUGAAAUCCGUGUUCGAUUCGUUGGGGCAAAAGAAAGGUCAUAUGAAAAAGCUAGUGGAUUCCUGGAUCCAAUUCGUGUGUGAUGAAGAUAAAUCUAAAAAGGAUGUGUUAUUGGACGCUUUUUAAAAAAGGAAUGUAAAUAAUUCCUAUGCAAUAAACCAUUCAUGAUUGCACAGUUAAUGAAUAAUCACCUUUAUCACUCGAAGGAAAUAAAAAAAAUAUAUAUCGUAUUUUCUUACUUUGAUCUUUUUUUCAAUUACAUUAUUUUGUUAUCUCUUGACUUGAUACAAGCGAUUUCUUAAAACAUUGAAAUAUAACUGAAAAUGAACAUAGUAUACAAUAUAUUAAACUAUUUUGCAACCUGAAUAUUUUUCUUAUCAUCUCAAUCAGAUUUCUACCAUCAAACAUUUGAAUGAGAUUCAGUUUGUA
This is a messenger RNA of Saccostrea cuccullata (small rock oyster), 678 nucleotides long. RefSeq names its product sarcoplasmic calcium-binding protein-like. Bases 1 to 375 code for a protein of 124 amino acids. Lineage: Eukaryota; Metazoa; Mollusca; Bivalvia; Ostreida; Ostreidae. The transcript has 2 exons. Gene Ontology annotation, molecular function: calcium ion binding. The record is from RefSeq and is a predicted model, not a curated record.